AUGGCUGCGUACAACAGCUCGGAUUUGGCCACUAUAGAUUAUGGCAAGGACUCAAGAUUGAACAUCGACAAUGAGAUCGCAGGCGAGGAUUACCACGAUUCUCUCAGAGGGCACACGAGGCAGGAUCGCGCAGACAUGCAGCGAAUGGGAAAAGUGCAAGAGCUGAAAAGGAAUUACCGACCACUCUCAGCACUCGCCUUCACUGUCAUUCUCCAAGGAACGUGGGAGGUGCUCUUGACCUCAACCUACCAAGGCCUUCUCGAUGGCGGACCAGCUGGUCUGAUCUGGAGUUUUGUGUGGACCUGGUUCGGCUUCAGUACCGUCAUGUUGUCGCUGGCUGAAAUGGCUUCCAUGGCGCCCACGGCUGGUGGCCAAUACCACUGGGUAUCAGAAUUUUCUCCUCCAAGUCUUCAAAAGCCCUUGAGCUUCUUCGUUGGAUGGAUGUCGACCCUGUCUUGGCAAGCAGGUACUGCUUCGGGACCGUUCCUUGUUGGUACCCUGAUCCAGUCUUCUGCUGUCGUCAUGUACCCGGAUUACAGUCCCACGAAGUGGCAAGGCACGCUAAUGGUCAUCGCUGUGACUGUUCUUGUCUGGGCCUUGAACAUCUGGGGUACAAGGGGUAUGCCCAUGUUCCAGAAUGUCAUGCUGGUCAUCCACGUUUUGGGCUUUUUGACAAUCAUAAUUGUCUUCUGGGUGUUGUCACCGAGAAACUCCGCGGAAGUAACCUUCACGCAGUUUACCAACAGCGGCGGCUGGAGUUCCAUGGGUCUUACUCUGAUGGUCGGACAGCUAUCAGCCAUCUACGCCUGCAUCUGCUCCGACUCUGCAGCUCACAUGUCCGAAGAGAUCAAGGACGCUGGUAAAACUGUUCCCAAGGCCAUGAUUGGCGCAUACCUGAUGAACGGAUCUUUGGGCAUAAUCUUCCUCGUCAGCUACAUGUUCAUGGUCACCGAUGUCGAAGCAGCACUCAACGAUGCCAGCGGCUAUGCGCACAUCUGGGUGUUCUCCCAGGCAGUUGGAACGGGUGGUGUUGUCGCACUAAACGCCAUUCCAACCGUGCUCAUUUUCGCUGGAACGCUGACCUACAACUUGUCGACCUCGCGUCAAACAUGGGCUUUUGCUCGUGACAAGGGCCUUCCUUUCAGCAGCUGGAUCAGCACUGUCAACAAGAGACUAGAGACUCCUGCGAACUCUGUCACCGUGACCUGCAUGAUCACCAUUGCGCUCUCGCUUAUCAACAUUGGUUCUGAUGUCGCCUUCAAUGCUAUUAUCUCUCUCAACGUCGUCUCCCUCAUGAUCACCUACGUUAUUUCCAUCGGAGCCGUCCUCUACCGGAGAAUCAGACACCCCGAACUCCUGCCGAACUGCCAAUGGUCGCUCGGUCGCUUGGGCGUACCAGUAAACGUGGCCGGCAUGACUUACUCUUUCUGGGCAUUUUUCUGGUGCUUUUGGCCUGAAGGCACGCCGGUCGAGGUUUCGUCGUUCAAUUGGGCUGUGGUCAUGUUUGUCGGUACGGCUGUUGUGGCAGCGGCAGAUUAUGCUAUUCGCGGAAGGAAACAAUACAAGGGUCCUGUUGUGCUUGUUGAAGGGUACAAAGGAGAAUGA
This is a messenger RNA of Parastagonospora nodorum SN15, 1605 nucleotides long. RefSeq lists its product as hypothetical. Gene Ontology annotation, biological process: transmembrane transport. Gene Ontology annotation, molecular function: transmembrane transporter activity. Gene Ontology annotation, cellular component: membrane. Lineage: Eukaryota; Fungi; Ascomycota; Dothideomycetes; Pleosporales; Phaeosphaeriaceae. Bases 1 to 1605 code for a protein of 534 amino acids. The transcript is spliced from 4 exons. The record is from RefSeq and is a predicted model, not a curated record.